UGGGGAGAGGUGAUCAAGACAAACAGAAGUAACUCAAAGAUGAAGACCACAGCGGCUUUGUUCAUUUUGUGCCUCUUCCACUUUCAGGGCAUUAGCUCUGAGACCUCGAAAAUCAAGCCACCUAGUGACCAUGCUGGUGUCACGGCAGGGUGCCAGGACAAUUGUUGCCAAUUUGCCUUCGUCUUAAGAGAGCUGGAGUCCAGACUGAGAGCAACUGAGAAACAACUGGAGGAUCUGAGAGGAGCAGUCCGAGUUCAGCAGGUGGCAUUUGGAGCAUCUAGUGGCAUUUCUGGACAUUUUGGACCUUUUAACACUGAGGUCACACUGAUCUACAAGAAUGUCUACGCAAACACGGGAGCAUACAACCCAACAACAGGUAUUUUCACUGCUCCAGUCAAAGGAGUCUACUACUUCAGCUUCUCUGGCCAUAAUUUGUCAAGUAGACCGAUGGGGCUGCGCCUGAUGAAGAAUGGAGUGCAGAUCAUUACUGUGUACAACCAUCCAGCUGGAAACCGCCACGAGACAGCAACCAAUGGCAUUACCAUACAGCUCGAGAAGGGAGACCAGGUGUACAUGAGACUCCGGGCAAACACCUGGAUUUUUGAUAAUGGCAAUAACCACAGCACCUUCAUUGGCAAUUUGCUAUUCCCUCUGUAAAUGAAAUAAAGCUCAAAUAAGCAAAAAGAAAGAGAAAAAAGGCUUUAUACAAGAGACAAGUAAAGUGGGAUGGUGGUAAUUGUUGUUGCAAGUAUUGUUACAAUAAAAAAUUGGAGACUUGA
Molecule: messenger RNA, 779 nt
Organism: Chelmon rostratus (copperband butterflyfish)
Lineage: Eukaryota; Metazoa; Chordata; Actinopteri; Chaetodontiformes; Chaetodontidae
Product: cerebellin-4-like
Exons: 3
Coding region: 40-657 (205 amino acids)
Molecular function (GO): protein binding
Source: RefSeq, a predicted model, not a curated record